Molecule: messenger RNA, 1516 nt
Organism: Cinclus cinclus
Lineage: Eukaryota; Metazoa; Chordata; Aves; Passeriformes; Cinclidae
Gene: MSI2
Product: musashi RNA binding protein 2
Exons: 14
Coding region: 1-1086 (361 amino acids)
Cellular component (GO): cytoplasm
Molecular function (GO): RNA binding
Source: RefSeq, a predicted model, not a curated record
AUGGAGGCGGACGGGAGCCAGGCUACCUCGGGGAGCCCCGGAGAGGCGCAGCACGACCCCGGCAAGAUGUUCAUCGGCGGCCUCAGCUGGCAAACCUCACCAGACAGCCUUAGAGACUAUUUUAGCAAAUUCGGAGAAAUUAGGGAGUGUAUGGUCAUGCGGGACCCCACCACCAAGCGCUCCAGAGGCUUCGGGUUCGUUACGUUCGCGGAUCCGGCGAGUGUAGACAAAGUCCUGGCUCAGCCGCACCACGAGCUGGACUCCAAGACGAUUGACCCUAAAGUUGCGUUUCCCCGACGAGCACAGCCCAAGAUGGUCACAAGAACAAAGAAAAUAUUUGUAGGUGGAUUAUCGGCUAAUACAGUAGUGGAAGAUGUGAAGCAAUACUUUGAACAGUUUGGCAAGGUAGAGGAUGCCAUGCUAAUGUUUGACAAGACGACCAACAGGCAUAGAGGAUUUGGCUUCGUAACUUUUGAAAAUGAAGAUGUGGUGGAAAAAGUCUGUGAAAUUCAUUUCCACGAAAUCAAUAAUAAAAUGGUAGAAUGUAAGAAAGCACAACCUAAAGAAGUGAUGUUUCCACCAGGGACGAGAGGAAGGGCACGUGGAUUGCCAUACACCAUGGACGCUUUCAUGCUAGGGAUGGGAAUGUUGGGUUACCCGAAUUUUGUUGCAACAUAUGGCCGAGGAUAUCCUGGAUUUGCCCCAAGUUACAGUUAUCAGUUCCCAGGUUUUCCAGCAGCGGCUUAUGGACCAGUAGCAGCGGCAGCCGUGGCAGCAGCAAGAGGAUCAGGUAGGGGGGCCCGUGGAAGAGCAAACCCUCAGAGUGCAGGGUCAGUCUUGAAUAGCUACAGUGCUCAACCGAAUUUUGGCGCACCCGCUUCCCCGGCAGGCUCCAACCCAGCUCGGCCCGGAGGCUUCCCCGGUGCCAACAGCCCCGGGCCCGUCGCGGAUCUCUACGGCACGGCCAGCCAGGACUCCGGCGUGGGUAACUACAUAAGUGCAGCCAGCCCGCAGCCGGGCUCCGGCUUCGGACACGGCAUCGCCGGACCUUUGAUUGCAACGGCUUUUACAAAUGGAUACCAUUGAAACGUUACACAUGGUUGGUUGCCAUCUCACUUGGAGAGUCUCUCUGGAUGUCCGGGCAAGACAGGGCGAAGUUUCUGAAGGGCCCCACGGUUGGGUGAUCUCAUCAGACUUUGAGCACUACAUCAUCAUCAUCUUCAUCACCAUCAUCACCACCAUCACCGCCAAGGCAAACUGGAGGUGGCACUGAAGGACUUGGGUUGUUUAAAAUCUCUCUCAUCAUCUCAUGAAUCUGCUGUACUAUAAAAACAACAGCUUUUAAAAGUAUGUAUAUAAAACCCAUUUCUUGUUCGUUUUAUUUUCUCGAUGGGUUCCCCCCUCCUCUUUUUAAGCCUCUCCAAACCCACAUCCUUUCAUAGCCUUUUUGACAUAGUCUCGUAGCCACGUAGUCAGAAUUCUUUGUGUAUGUAGCUAGAACCUAACCAUAGUGUAA